AAUGAAAAUGCCGAACAAGUGAUAGAUUCCUUUACCUUAUCACUACAAUUAUUUUGGAAUUUUAUUGGUAUCAUCUUGGAAGUAUUAUUCUUAUGAACGUUAAUAAUUGAACAAAAUGCUCCCAUAUGAAAAUCAAAUGUUUCUGGAUAUAUUACAUGAGGAUGGCCUUGUAAUAUGUGCUAAGGGUCUUGGAUUGGAAAUUGUGUUAUUAAACAUUAUUAAAGUGUUUUGUGACCCUGGUAACUUGGUAUUAGUUGUUGGUUCAUCUACUCCCGAAGAAGAUUUUUGGAUUACUCAAUUAAAAAAAGAUGGUAUUAAACCAUUACCAAAAAUACUAUCAGCUGACAUUUCAAUAGCUGAAAGAGAAAAAAUUUAUCUUCAAGGUGGAGUAUUGUUUGUAUCAUCCAGAAUAUUAGUUGUGGAUCUUUUAAAACACAGAAUUCCCACACCACAUAUAACUGGAUUUUUGGUUUGCCGAGCUCAUAAUAUUUUAGAAUCUUGUCAAGAGGCAUUUGCUCUAAGAUUGUACCGCAUGGAAAACAAAAGUGGAUUUAUAAAAGCUUUUUCAACCUCAUCACAAACAUUUACUUAUGGAUUCACUAAAAUUGAAAAAAUUAUGAAAACUUUGUUUGUUCCUAAAUUAUAUCUUUGGCCUAGAUUUCAUCUUGCUGUCAAGUCAAGUUUAGAUAAAAUAAAUCCUGAAGUUAUAGAGUUACAUGUUGAAUUAACACCUGCUAUGAUAGAAAUCCAAACGUCUUUACUUGAUCUUAUAAAUUAUUCAAUUAAAGAGCUUAAGAGACUCAAUCCUUCGCUUGACACUGAAGAAAUUACUGUUGAAAACAGUUUAUCAAAAUGUUUUCAUAAAAUAUUACAAACACAAUUAAACCCAAUUUGGCAUAGAUUAAGUAGUACUACAAAGCAAUUGGUGUCUGACCUUAAACUUCUACGAAAUUUAAUGAUGUCUGUCACAUCUUUAGAUGCUGUUCGAUUUCAUUCCAUGUUAUCAAAUUAUUCUUCUGUAGAUUAUGUACAUCGUAGUUCAGGAUGGUUAUUACUUGAUGCUGCAGAAACAUUAUUUAUUACAGCUAAACGUCGUUUGUUUAAUUCUAAAAAAGAAAUUUGUCCGGAACAUAAUCCCAAAUGGGGAGGAUUGGCAGAAAUUUUAAAAGAAAUUGAACAGAAUUCAAAAGAUAAUGGUGAAAUUGUAUUAGUACUUGUACAAUCUGCAAAAACGUGUUGUCAAUUAAAAAAUCUUCUUGUCAAAGGAGCUGAUGAUUUACUCUUAAAUUUGUAUAAAAAACAUAUUAAAGAUAAGCCAACAAUAUCUACCCAAAAUAAUACAACUAAUGAAGAAUUGGAAGUAAAUGAUAAUUUAAACAAUGAAGAAUUGGAUGAAGACGAUUUAAAUAAUUGUUUCACUUUAACUCAAAGUAAAAAUGAAGAUGGAUUAAGGUUCACUGAAUGUGCUAAUGAAUCUCGAAAUGAAACAUUAAAAGAACCAAUUAUAGUAUUACAGCAGUAUAAAAAAGAUGGAGAUUUUUUAUCUCUUCCUCGCACACUAAGGGAGUUACAACCUAAAUAUAUUGUUAUGUAUGAUGCAAAUAUGACAGCAGUCAGACAAAUUGAAGUAUUUCAAAACUCUGAUGCCAAAUUGAAGUUGGUUGUUUAUUUUUUAAUAUUCGGAGGAUCUACUGAAGAACAAGCUUAUUUAACUACUCUUAGAAGAGAAAAAUUACUUUUUGAUUUUCUAAUCAAAGAAAAAGCAGUUAUGGUUAUACCCAAAGGUCAAGAUGGUAAAGAUGAAGAUUGUCCUGAAUUAACUCGAGAUCUGGGUGUUCACCCUUCAGAAAUGUUGGAUGAUGACGAUAAGACAUAUAAACCAGGAGAAAAGUCUGGUAAAAAAGAAAUUCCUAAAGUUAUUGUAGAUAUGCGGGAAUUUAGGUCGGAUUUGCCUGUGUUACUUCAUCGCCGUGGCAUUGACAUAGAACCAGUCACAUUACAAGUUGGUGAUUACAUUUUGACUCCAGAAAUGUGUGUAGAAAGAAAAAGUAUUGAUGAUUUAAUUGGUUCUUUAAAAUCUGGUAGAUUAUACCAUCAAGCUUUAAUGAUGUGUCGUCAUUAUACAAAACCAAUAUUACUUAUCGAGUUUGAUCAAAAUAAACCAUUUGAUUUACAGGGAAGAUUUUAUCUUAGCAAAGAUAUGACAACUAGUCAUCGCAAUGACAUAACUUCUAAGUUGCAAUUGUUAACUUUGCAUUUUCCAAAGCUACGAUUAGUAUGGUCUCCUAGUCCUUUUGCUACAUCAGAACUAUUUCAAGAACUUAAGGAGGGGAAAAGCCAGCCAAUAUCAUCAGAAGCUGCCGCAGUUGGUUUGGAGGCAGGACAAAAUUUUGAUGAAGAAAUAUACAAUGCCAUUAUUAAGGAUUUCAUGAGUAAAUUACCAGGUGUUACUACUCAGAAUAUAUUAAACUUAUUGAAUAAAGGACAGUCGCUUACACAUAUGCUGAAAAUGUCAUUACAAGAAUUAAAAACAAUUGCUGGUAACUCUCUGGAUGCAGAGACUUUGUACAAUGCACUUCAUAAAAAAGUUAAACCAACCACUGAGCAAUCUGGUGUUAAGCCUCAAGCAAAUAAGGGUUUUCGAGCAACAAUGAAUAAAAAACGAUUUAAACAUACAAAUCCAAAAUCCAAAUAAUCAAAAUAAUCUGUAUUUUUUAUGCUUACAAUAUUUAUUUAUCUAUUCCU
Molecule: messenger RNA, 2745 nt
Organism: Myzus persicae (green peach aphid)
Lineage: Eukaryota; Metazoa; Arthropoda; Insecta; Hemiptera; Aphididae
Gene: mei-9
Product: DNA repair endonuclease XPF
Exons: 16
Coding region: 116-2695 (859 amino acids)
Biological process (GO): double-strand break repair via homologous recombination; nucleotide-excision repair involved in interstrand cross-link repair; resolution of meiotic recombination intermediates
Cellular component (GO): nucleotide-excision repair factor 1 complex
Molecular function (GO): single-stranded DNA endonuclease activity; damaged DNA binding; single-stranded DNA binding
Source: RefSeq, a predicted model, not a curated record